Oppiella nova is the source of this 1440-nucleotide messenger RNA. The record is from the annotation of a GenBank genome assembly. NCBI's taxonomy places the organism in Eukaryota, Metazoa, Arthropoda, Arachnida, Sarcoptiformes, Oppiidae.
CGCCGGCAUAUCGAAGACUCAGACACCGUAUGUGUCUGUAACAGCACUUAUUGCGAUGACUUCCCACCGAUAGUGCGACCAAAAGUCGGUUAUGUAUUGGUCUAUGAAAGCAACAAAAACGGCGAUCGUUUCAAAGAAAGUUCACUUAAAUUCAAGUCUUUCUAUGGAAACAAGAAUUGUGUGAAAAAUAAUUGCCUUAAAAAGGGUAAAGAAAAUCAAAUCAUAAUAUCUGUGGAUAAGAAUCAUAAGUACCAGAAGUUGUAUGGCUUUGGCAACGCUUUUACCGACUCAGCCGGUUAUAUGUUGAGUUCAGUCGAUCCAUCCCUGGCCUCCGCUAUAAUAAAUAGCUAUUUCUCUGCAAAUGGUAUUGAAUUUUCUUUCGGAAGGGUUCCCAUCUCUGGUACCGACUAUUCCCUGCGUCCCUAUACUUAUGAUGACGUCUAUAAUGACUAUACAUUAAAAUAUUUUUCACUACAAAAAGAGGACUUUGAAUAUAAAAUACCAUACAUAAAACAAGCACAGAGUGUCUGUCCACAUACACUUAAGCUGAUUGGCAGUAACUGGAGUCCACCCGUUUGGAUGAAACAAAUUGAGGAGUUUAUAGCUCACAGUGAACUUAAAGGAGAUGUCGGCGGACAGUACUAUCAAAUUUUGGCCAAUUAUUUGCUAAAAUUUCUUGAGGCGUACAAAGAGAAUGGUAUAAACCUUUGGGGACUGACCACUGAAAAUGAACCGGUUGACGAUCAUAAGCUUAAUAAUUUAAAAAUGUCACCUGAGCAAAUCAGAUAUUUUAUUGAACAUAACUUGGGCCCAACUCUUGCCAAAGCCGGGUACAAUAAGAAUAAACUAAAACUAAUGAUUUUGGACGACAACACACCAUUCCUGGCCAACUGGACGGACAUUAUUCUGGCCGACAAUAGACUGGCACAGUAUGUGUCGGGUAUAGCCAGCCAUUGGUAUUACAAUGAGUUAAUUGGUGCGAGAAGUGUGGCAGAAAUACUUGAAUAUGUUCACCACAAACACCCUGAUUAUUUUAUUCUCAACACUGAAGCGUGCAUUCUCAAUGGACCUGGAAAUGGAAAGUGGUCUUAUGCGGAACGGUAUGCCUUUGACAUAAUAAAUCAAUUAAAUCAUUGGGCCGUUGGUUGGAUUGAGUGGAAUAUGGCACUGGAUCUAAAUGGUGGUCCCACUUGGUUUGAAAGGCAAGGCUGUGGUGGACCCGUAUAUAUUAAUCCUCUGAAGGGUGAGGCCUACAAACAGCCCACUUUCUACGCUUUGGGACAGUUUAGUAAAUUUAUUUCACCCGAUUCUGUACGCAUUGGACACGAGUUGGUGUCCAGUGUUGACGACAUAUACGUAUUGACUGCCAAACGGCCCGACAAUGGAGUGGUAGUCGUUGUACUCAAUAGAGGCGACGAUAUCAUGGAAUUGAAUCUUUAA